Herpailurus yagouaroundi (jaguarundi) is the source of this 1059-nucleotide messenger RNA. Its product is annotated as EF-hand calcium-binding domain-containing protein 13-like. The record is from RefSeq and is a predicted model, not a curated record. Lineage: Eukaryota; Metazoa; Chordata; Mammalia; Carnivora; Felidae. The annotation marks the transcript as partial. The transcript has 10 exons.
CCUGAUGCUAUUGAAAACCUCCAUAAUCUCAGCAAAGGGAAGAUGAAUAUUUCUCACCUGUGGACCACUCUGUCUAACUUGAAUAGUAACUUGAAAAAAAUGAAUUCCUAGCUGCACUGAAAUUAACAACAGCGGAUGAAGAUGAUGAAGUACAAAUAGAAGAAUUUGGACAAGUGGUAAAGGAUAUUCGUGAUGCCUCCAGGUUAAAAGAGUUACAAGACAUUGUCUUAGCUCUUGAUGGGCUUGAAGGUGACAUGAUAUCUGGGAAGAACUUGGAGAGCUUCCUAGGAAAUAUUGGGAUUAAGUCACCUGAAGAAGAGGUAAAGAAAAUUCUUCAGUCAGAUCUUGUUUCUGAUGACAACAUGGUGAAUGUUAAAGACUGUAUGAAGGCUUUGAAGGACACUCAGAAAUUUUCCACUUUUGUUGCAUUGAAUGGCAUCAUCGGUACAUUGGAAUGUAUGGAGGAAAGUGAUCAGUCUGGCAAGGACAACUAUGCAGAUGUACUUGGAAACACCAAUAGAAUUUAUUUCACUGAUAAUAGUUUUCAAGAAGUGCUGGAUGAUUCCUUGCUCGACGACUUUAGGAAAGAGGCUUUGUCUUCAAAUCUGAAACUACCAACAGCAGAUGCAUUUAAAGAAGCUGCUUAUAUCUUGACAAGUGUUGAUAAUGGCAAGAUUGGCAUACGUAACUUGGAGCAUGCCCUGAAAGGUUUGAAUGUUAAUUUAGCUGAGGAGGACGUCAGUGAAGCCCUUAAAUAUUGUGACAUCAGUGAUAAUAAUGAGGUGAAUUUAAAAGAUUUCUUUGAAAGAAUUAAAGGAAGUCCACCUUUCAAAGAGUCCAUAGUUACACAGCUACUCUUAGUUACUGUUCAAAUUCUCCAGAAUGAUCUAAUUGAUGUCUCUGACCUCAAGGCAUUAUUGAUGAACAAUGACUUUCAUGCAGCUAAUGUUUUACUUGAUGAAGUAUUAAGACAUGGACCUGAACACGAAAAUGGCAAGAUUACCUUUCAAGAAUUUUUUAUUAAAUUCUGUGAUACAUUGAACAUGCCUAAAGCCUCGG